AUGCGAUUACUAUGGUGUGUGUUCAUCGAGGAGCCUGAGACACGCAUCUGUUAUCUUCGAAUUCCCAAUCGACCUCUGGCAACCGUUUGCGCCUUGUUCCAGCUGACGGUUUCGUUGGCUUCUCUAUUUCAGCAUGUGUUUUCAAUUUACAAACAUCAAGACGUCUUUCUGUGUCGUUCAGGCAUAUCCGCUAACGCGACCAUUGAGGAGAUGUACAUGGCCUAUGAUGUGAUCAUCUUCGACUUUGGUUUGAUGCAUCGAGUGCUGGGAACAGAAGAGUGCGUCGCAAAUUACCUAGGUACUCUAUAG
Cooperia oncophora is the source of this 309-nucleotide messenger RNA. NCBI's taxonomy places the organism in Eukaryota, Metazoa, Nematoda, Chromadorea, Rhabditida, Trichostrongylidae. The record is from the annotation of a GenBank genome assembly.